Paracoccidioides brasiliensis Pb18 is the source of this 315-nucleotide messenger RNA. Its product is annotated as mitochondrial import inner membrane translocase subunit tim14. Gene Ontology annotation, molecular function: ATPase activator activity. The transcript has 3 exons. The record is from RefSeq and is a predicted model, not a curated record. Gene Ontology annotation, cellular component: PAM complex, Tim23 associated import motor. Bases 1 to 315 code for a protein of 104 amino acids. Gene Ontology annotation, biological process: protein import into mitochondrial matrix.
AUGACGUCUGUUCUGGCUGUCGGCCUUGGAGUCGCAACUGCAGCAUUCUUGGGCCGUGCCGGACUUGUUGCUUUUCGCCGAUAUAGAGAUGGCGUGAGCAGCAUAGGAAAAGCCUUUUACAAGGGAGGAUUUGAACCUCGUAUGACCAGGCGCGAGGCAUCACUUAUAUUGGAACUUUCUGAACGGAACUUGAACAAAGACAAAAUCCGAACGCACCAUCGCAAACUUAUGCUACUCAACCAUCCUGAUCGGGGAGGAAGCCCGUACCUUGCCUCAAAGAUUAAUGAAGCGAAGGAAGUAUUAGAAAAAAGCUAG